Molecule: messenger RNA, 2724 nt
Organism: Cyclospora cayetanensis
Lineage: Eukaryota; Apicomplexa; Conoidasida; Eucoccidiorida; Eimeriidae
Product: polyglutamine-repeat protein pqn-41
Exons: 7
Coding region: 1-2724 (907 amino acids)
Biological process (GO): regulation of transcription by RNA polymerase II
Cellular component (GO): SWI/SNF complex; nucleus
Molecular function (GO): transcription coregulator activity
Source: RefSeq, a predicted model, not a curated record
AUGCAGCGUCUGCCUUUGGGGAGUUGCCGGUUGUCGCCUCGGCUGCAUGCGUAUCUUCUUUGUCUUCUCGUCGACCACAAAGUGGCGUGUGAGCGCAGUGGACGAGCAGGAGCUUCCACAGUUUCAGCAGCACCAGGGCAUGUUGGAGGUGUUAAGGUCGACAGCGCGAUCCGAUCUAAGGAAGCGGCAGCAUUUGCAGUGAAGCAGGAGGAGCAUCCUCUCUUGCAAGUCGACAGCAGCAGCAUCGCCAGUGGGAGACGCAGUGGCAGCUGUCGCGGGGAGCUCGAAGAGGCGGCGGCUGGGCGAACUUUGAGUGACUGGUUGUAUCACCACCAGGAAGCAUUGCUGCAGCAGCAGAGUCCGUUGGUGCUGGAUGUUUUCGCUGCAGCACCUGCUGCGUUUGUUGCGGCUGCGGGUCUGCUGCAGCAGUUGCAGCAGCUGCAGCAAACGCAGCAGCAGCAGCAGCCGAGGAAGCGGCAGCAGCAGCAGCUGUUGCUGAAGCUGCCUCCGAAACAGCCAGAAGACGAACUCGCGCAGGAGCAAGACUACCCAGAGGAGCACUCAGCUGCAGCAGCAGAGGCAGCAGAAGAGAGCAGAAAACAGCAAAUCCGAUCCUUCGCAGUAACUUGCAUGCUCGAGGGGUUGCAACAACAAGGCGUGUCUGUCCAUCCCCUGGAGUUUAGACCUCCAGAGCUGCCCGUCGAUCUUAUAGCCCUCCCUGCAUUCACGACAGGGGGCGCAUGGAGCAGGUAUGUGUGGCGACUCUUGCAGCAGUUUGGUAGCACUCGGCGUGCAGCAGAGAUUUCCCACGUGGACCGUUCGACUGUAGCAGCAGCCUCCAUGGCAGGAACGGCUGCAGCAGCUGCAGCAAGCGCAGCAGCUGCUCAGCAGCAGCAGCAGCAGCACGCUGCGACUCCUGCGAGCUGGACACCUGGAGCUGCAGAUUUGGAAUCAACAAGAGCAGCAGCAGCUGCAGCAGCGGCUGCUGCUGCUGCGCAUGCAGAAGCGAUCAGAAGACACGGGGCCGGCAAGCUCUCAGCCUAUGAGGCGACAGCAGGGCCCUCGCGAGGGCGGCGCUUAGGUGCUGUUGCUGCGGAAGGAAGCGCGUUGGAGUCGGGGAGAGCUGCCGUUGCACCUGCGGCUGCACACGAAAAUGAAGCCUUGCUGCAGCGGCGUAGCCAGCAGCAGCAGCAGCAGCAGUGGGAUCUGCAUGAAUCAGCGCUCCUGCUGCACUUGGCAGGCCGCUUUGCAGGCAGCAGCAGCAGCAGCAGCAGCAGCAGCAGCAGCAGCAGCAGGGCGUGGAUUUCUGCCGCGAAAGGCCUUCCAGGCAGCAACAACGUGAACUGGAGUCUUGUGGCGAGUGCUCUCUCGCGCGCAGGCUCCUUUGGAGGCAUAGUCUCUCGCUUGCGGCUUCCGUUCGAAUGCAGCAGACAGCAUGCAGUGCUGCUGCAGCACCUCCAGCAGCUCCAGCAAACAGCCAAAGAGCUCAGACACCCCAUGUUUCUCCUGCUGCUGCGACAUAGGAGGGCCUUUACGGACAAAGACGUCCUCAUGAUGGCUGCACCGGCGCGUUGCUCCUUCGCAGGGCUUGCUGGGGAAGUCUCAGAGUCUUUGACUUUCGAGCUGCUGCUGCCGCCGAAGCCGCAUGCCCUCAUGCAGUGGUUGCUGCGCAAUCAGCAGCAUCGCCUCCCGAAAGAGCUGGGGAGUGCAGGUGCGCAGAAGCGCCAUGAGACACCGUCGCACAGCAGCAGCGUGAGCAACCAGCGGCUGUCGUCGGAGGAGCUGUUGCUGCCCCUUGCUGCUGCUCUAGUGGUGGAGGAAAACGCCUCAGCAGUGCGAGCCUUCACGCUUCCACGGGAUUUGCUGUCGGAGCUGCGCUUUUGGCAGCAAGAGCAGCAGCAGCAGCAGCAGCAGGAGCAGCAGCAGCACACGAAACAGCAGCAGCAGCAGCUGGGGGGUGCAGACCAGGAUGUCGAAGAGCUGAUGCCGCAGAUUAGAGGCUUUUCGCUUGAGUGGCGAGGCGCUGCUGCAGUUCAUGAGGAGCAGCAGAAGCAGCAGCAGGAGCAGCAGCAGCAGUUUUCUGCCAAACAGCGGCAGCAGCAGCAGCAGACGUCGCUGCUCGACUCCUCUCCGGCGGAGGCUUCAGCGGCACGGGCUGCACGGGGAGAGGAGAAUGAAGAGACGCUGCAGGAAGCUCUUUCUGCCUUACAGCCUCUGAGCAGCAUGAAUUUGCGGCUGGGAUCGAAUCAGAAGAGACAGUGGCGUAGCAGCUACGGCCUGAUGGAUGGCUCGCUAGCAAAGAAGCGCAAGCCGUCGUUGUAUUCGGCUAUCCACGAGAUGGCGGCAAGGAGCGUCGCGUGCUGGAGCGUCUCGGCGUGGAAUUUUUUGCAUGCGUCCACAGCUCCACCCUCCGCAGAACCUCCCGUGGAUGCACAACAAGUGCGUGGUGUGAGAGUUUCCAGGGAGCAAGGGGUGGGGGAGGGGGCGCAUGCGCUGGAGGGAGGCAGUCGAGGAAGGCGGCUUCGAGGUGUAUGUGUGUAUGUGAUCGGAUCCCAAGUUGAUAGUGCCUCCGCAUCCAUCUCACCAAAGUCUUGCGCAGCAAGCGCGUCAUCACUUUGUACGGCGUACAGAAUGCUAAGACUUAGCCUCGCUUGUUUCUUGCCUGCGACGCCUCGUGGUAGCUCCUUUUGCGGCUCCACGAACGGGCGAAUUCCUGAGAAGUAA